CACCAGUACACACCAUCGUACGGUACUAUGGUUUCUAACGGGUCACGUGAAUCCCUUGUGUCUCUUUUUGUCUUUGUCUGCUUUACUUGAUCGGGGUCGGUUGAAGAGAGAUGCAGGUAAUAUUAUUCUAAAUUGCGACGGUUCGAUGCAAGAGAAAUCGCGCCGAGGCCUAGUUACCUACAUACGUUCAAGUGGUACUUUCACCUUUUCAGAGAGGUCUAUUACGAGGUAUAGCUGAGGAAACUCUCAAGAAGAUUCCACUGGCCACGGUCACUGCUGAAUCAUUUAUGGAUCAGGCCUGCCUGUCGGGUGUCCCUGUGGGGGGUUUUUCUUUUAGUGAAGUGAUGUAUAUACAAGUUAGAGAUGCUAUAGGUUUUACAUUUAUAAAAUAGAAGAAAGCAACAAUAACCCAAAAAGAUAUAAGGACCAAUAAUUGAGAAACUGGGGUACUAAAUAAUAAUAACAGCCGUUAAUAAUGUUAACAGGAUUCCAGAUGCCGACCUUUUUACCCUAUCUCAGACAGAAAUUAUUAAUCAAGAGGUGCGAUUUUUAGGAAUUAUAAAGAUGAUACCUACAUAAUAUUGGUGCAGAUACUUCUAAGAUAAAUCCCACAGGGAUAGAACAUGUGCCAUAAUAUAUAUGGAGAAGAAAAAGAAGAAUGAAUCAUUUAAACAAAUAUAUACCUAUGUGGAAAAAUGGGGAUCUUCUGCUAAAUUAUUUAUGGGAUACCCUGUAUAUCUACACUAAAAGAUGUAACAUUAUACUUCAGUGAAAAAUGGUGGCCUUGCAGCACUACCUGGAUGAUAUAAUAACCAGUUCCUCAAUGUUAAAAAAACAACUGUAAUUUCACCUUAGAUUCUGGUUGUGUAUAAUGGCAGGCAACGAAUCCGUAAGACCGUGUAGAGCCAUCGUAAAGGUCAACAACCCCAAAAAUUUAUUACAACAAAGGAUUUCGAAUAAAAACCAAACAAUUUAGUCGAACUACGUUUUAUUCAGUGAAGCAUAAGAAAAUCACAUUUCGAAAUUUCACGGUUAAUACGAGAAAACCUCAAGGACAUGUUGAAAACAAUUGAACGAUUAGUAACAUACUCCAAGCACGGAGAGAUGUUUUGAACCGAUAGAACUUGGCAAGCAUAUGGAUGCAAUUUAAUAAUGGCUACCGCAGUUUUAAACGGAAUAGAAAAAAAGAGGAUCCGCAUCCAAUGCGAUAUGUGUCGAAAAUCGACGCUGGCCAGCAGCGUUUUGGAGGUGGUGGUGGAGGAAAUCCACCACCACUUUCCUAAAAGAUUGUGGGGAUGAAUGUACACGGGCACCCCUUCCACAAAUUUCUAUACGUAUCACACGGCGACGAAGCUCCCUACCCUUGACGGCUAACUUGGACACACGCGAGACCCGCGAAAUCUUAAACGUGCUGUUAUCUCAACUACAUAGGAUAGAUCACCGAAAUUAUUCUGCUGAUAAGGAUUUAUAAUGAGAAGAUAUGAAUUUUUCCCCGUUCGGAAGUCACCAUUUUUCGACUCCCAUACCGAACAUUCACCAAUUCGCCGCUAAAUUAACCCAGGAUGUCUCGUCUACAAGUUCAGCUUUUACGCAUACUUUGGAUGAUAUCAGCUUGACAAACAGGUAUACCGCAAACGGUAUUCCCUCAUUUACGCAACACCACCAUGCCACUGCCCAGCAACAACUGCUCGCCGUCUCAAAAAGUAACACGAACUACCUCAACUCCCAAAACUUGUACGCGCAAACUUCCACCUCUAAAAGGCAAACGCUCGACCAGCAAAACUUAGACUUCCUACACCUCCGCACCGCCCUGGAUAAGGAAUUAACCGAAAAUAAAAUCCGACGUAAGGAACAUUCGGAUCCGAUCCAAAAUCCGCCAGUAUCGGCCGGUCCGUGGCAGAAUUUCCCGACGUCUAGCCCCUCCGUCGUCGACUACCUAUCUCAACUUCCGAGUAAUGGAUUUCCUUUGAGCCUACAAGAAUUCUUGAAGUAUUCCGCCGAAUCUUUAAAAAAGGACGUCGUUCAGCCAAAUAAUGAUUUAAGCAAUGUUAACAAUCUAUCAAAUAUUCAUGGGGGCGGUAAUGCCUCGGGUAGUUUAAGUACCAUAAACACCGCUCACAUUCACAAUAACCCACCGCCUGUUAAGAAGAAAAAGAAGAAGAAGCCGGAAAAGGAAAAGAAGCCAAAACCUAAGCCUGGUGAAAUCCGUCUUUCGACCGCCCUAGACGGAUCAACCCUCUACUGUUGUCCCGAGUGUCACAUGGCGCUCCCGGAACGCGAUCUACUCGAGCAACAUUUGAUGGGGCACAACAUGGAGCGACGGUUCGUAUGCGACAUUUGCGGGGCAGCCCUAAAACGCAAAGACCACUUAACAAGACACAAACAGAGCCAUAAUCCGGAGAGGCCGUUCGUAUGCUCGGUUUGUCUUAAAGCAUUCAAGCGGAAGGAGCAGCUCACUUUGCAUUUUGUUAUUCAUUCGGGGGAGAAAAGGCACGUCUGUACCGAGUGUGGAAAAGGUUUUUACAGGAAAGACCACUUACGCAAACACACCAGGUCACACAUCGCAAGACGGGUCAAAGCGGAACUUUCGCAGCAGGGGGUAAACAUUCAUACAAUUUCUUCGUAAAAGGAAAUCCUUUUUUACCAUCUUAUUUUCCAUUAUUAGUAAUGCGUGAAUGUAAAGGGAUUUUAUUGUAAAUCCACAAGAAAAUACUCCAAAUUUUACGAAGAAGGUUAAGUUGGGUUAUUCAAUUCUUAGUUAUUUAAAUUUAAAUGAAGUGUGGAGUAAUAAUCACUGGCGUACAAAAAAAAAUUAUGUUUGACGUAAAGCUGUGAAUAUGUUUUCUAGGGUAUAUUGGGGUCGCUGAUUCCGAAAAUAAUAUUCUUAUCAGGUUUUGUUUUUAAUAUAUUGCGUCUAUUUUCUUCUUUUUUUAAAUUUUUGAGCGUGUGAGAUAGUAUUUUCUAUAUUGGUUUUUACUAUAACUGACGUAAUACUCAAUAAAAUAAGUAACUCUAAUAAGUAAUGACAAAAAUUUUAAUCAAUAAUAUCACUCUUGAUUGCAAUAUACACCGACAAACCAUGACAUUUUUUUUCCUGAAUAAAAAAAAACACAUGGGGUUUGAAGUGAUUUCCAUCAUUCUGUGAAAUUGAAACUGCAAAAACCUAAACAUUUGAAUCAAAAGUUAAUAAAACAUGUAUUUUUUAACGUAUUCAAUCAAAUAUCAAAUUAAUCCGAUAAUAAUUGUUGAAGUUCUGAUAUUGUUUCACUAUGCUUGGAAAUUCCAGGAUACACCCCUUCUUGAAUGCAAGGAUUAAAUAACUAGAUUUCUUUUUUUUUUAACCAGAAUUAUGUUUAAGCCCUAUAAUUGCUGUUUUGGAAGUAUUACAAUUUUUUUAUGUAUUUUCUGGUCAUAAUAUAUGCGAUAUUUAGACUCUUCAAGAAAUGUAUUUAUAACUUUUAUUAACGAUUGAGACAUGUUAAAGUAGCUAUAAUCAUCACUUUAACACAACACACAACCAUGCUGCUACAAAGUAAUUUUUUCGCAAUAUCUUGAAAAGUUGACCUGAUAAGACAAAAUAGACCUGAUUUUCGGAUUCAGCACAUCCAAAUUACUAAAGAAAAUAUACCAAGAGACACUUGUGCCAAAAUGAUUGUUUACUAGUGACAAUUUUCAGUGAGUUUUAUUAUUAUGAAACAUCAUUUUAGGUAUGUAACAAAACUCUUCAUUUUUAAGUAAAUCUUCUGAAAAACCUGAUCUAUUAAACAAAAAAUACUAAAACUUUGAAUAUUUAGUUAUGAGAAGUUGUCUUACACACAAUUUCAAUUAUUUCCCAAAAUAUGAAAUAAAUUUCUGUAAUGAACCAAAAAUUACUUAGCCCAACAUUGGGGUCAAAAAAUGCCAUGCCACUUCAAUAGCCAGUAGUAGGCAAAAUAUGGAGCAAAAAACCUGUAUUGGUGCUAAUUUGGAUUCCAUGUACCAAAUACUUUAAUAAAAUUAUAUAUUGGAAAAGACAAUAUCAGGGUUUUAGAAAUGCCCUUGUUUUAUACCUGGAAACGCUUUAAUUUAAUAAAAACAUUAACUAAAAAGACAACUUACUUCUUUUUAAAAGUAUGUCGAAUAUGAGUAUUGGACAAAUGGUUGGAACUAAAACGAAUCCUCUUAAAAUGUAUUUUAACAAUAUAUUAAAGGCAUCCAAUAUUUAUUUUUACUUCCUGCAAACCGUACAAAUUUAAGAAAAAAAAAACAGAAAUGGGUAAAUCAUAACCAUUUCUAGAUAUUUUUUUAUAUUGAAGCUUAAACCAAUACAAGAAAAACAUUUUGAAGGUAUCAAUAGAUAUUUCGAUUCACUGACAAUAUAAAAAAUUCACUGCAUAUAAAUCGAUGACCCUUGGUGUAAUCACUGCUUAGAUAAAUGUUUUAUUGAAUCCAAGGUUACCAGCUUAAGAAAAAAAAAUAGAUUAAAUUAUCUUUAUUUUGGAAAUCCUUCAUCUACUAAAAAUCUUUUUUUUACUUGGUGUGAUAUCAAUAUUGUGCUUUAUGGCAUAGAUUCAAUUAAAUGUUUUAAUUUCUGUCAAUGCUGCUAUUCCAUGCCUCUGUAAGUUUUUAAGUUCUAUAUCAUUGGCUGCAAAUGUAUAUAUAGCUCCAAUACAUACAUCUCUAAUUUUUUUAUCCCGACUCGCAGUUUUUUCUGAGCCAUUUUAAAGGUUUUUAUAAUUCGUUACACAAUUGCUUUUAAUUACGUUUUUACGUUAUUUGCGUUUUUAAAGUCUUCUCGGAAUGUCACUUUAACGAAUCCUCCCUUGAUAAUAAUUCUUCCCAUUUUUUGGUGAAAAUUAAAUUUGUUCCAACUACAGUAGACUCGCGAUAUAGUGAACUAAUAAAUGCACAUCCAGUUCACUAUAUCGAUUUGUUCACUCUGUCAAUUUUUUUUUAAUGUACUUAUUAAAGCAACGUUUGUCUUUAGAAAACUAACUUUAUUAAUGCGAAACAGAAAAAAUAUUACAUAUGUAAUUAAAAUAAAAUAAAAAAACAGCAAUCUAAUCUAUUUUUUCAAGUAAUUUUUGUUUGCCUUUUUGUUUUUAGUCCUGUUUGCACCAUCGUAUUCCUUAAGUUUUGUAAAACGAGUAUACUAGAAUAUUCCACUUUAUCUUAAUUUUCUUCGGCCCAUUGAAGGAUGUUGUGAAUCGACUUUAUUGCCGAAUUGUUGUCACUCGUUCCUUAUUUACUACCAUUUCUUCUUGUACUCCCUCAUCUUGAUCGUUUCCAUCACUUUCACUUUGGCCAUUAGUUUCUUUUGUGUCAGGUAAGUUAUCUUUAUUCCAAUCGUCUACAUCAAUAGGUUGAAUAUGAACUUCUGGAUUAAAAGUCUGCAAUAAAGUAAUGAUUUCUGAUCUCACUGUGUCAAUGUCUUCAUUUCUUAUUCGGCUCCGUAAAACACUUAAGGGGAUGUUAUCUUCCUCAUCGUCAACUUCGUCGGCUAAUGGUGAAAGUAAAUUAUGGCAGCAUUUUUCUAUAACUUCAGGCCUUAAAUUUCUCCACGCCAAAGCCAAAUUUAGAAUGGCGCCCUUUAAAGAAAUAUGUUUUAGAGCAUCUCCGAUAUCCUGGUUAGUUCCAAUAAUUUGUGAUAACAAAUUUUUUCGAUAAAAUAGUUUUGUCAGACGAAUAGCGUUUUGGUCCAUUGGCUGGAUUAGCGGAGUUACGUUAGGUGGCAUAUAAACAGUGAAAAUGGAACCAUCAUCACUUAUUAGCUGUUCUGCAGGUGGAUGGCUUGCUGCGUUGUCCAACAAAAGCAUGGCUUUAACUGGAAGGUUUUGGCUCUGUAGGAAUUCCGUAACCUAAGACAAGAACAAAUGCUAGAAUAAUGUGCAGUUUAAAUUCUUAAAAGGAAUAAAAAAAGGGCGUAAAUCUGUAAAAAUCGUAGUCCAAAAGGACUGAAACCAUUUUUUCUAAAUCUCGAGAUACAAAGAUGGUAAAAUUUAAAACGUCUUCCUAUGACAAAACUUACCUCAGGAAUAAACAUUCGGUGAAACCAUUCUUUGAAAAUUGCUGCCGUCAUCCAAGCAGUUUUGGAGUUUCUAUAAUGGACGGGACAGUUAACAUUUCGAAACGAACGUGGAUUUUUUGCUUUCCCAAUAAUUAAUGGUUUAACUUUGUGAGUACCUGCCGCGUUUGUGCAUGCUAGAAAAGUCACUCUUUGUUUCUCGGUUUUCCUACCUGGGGCAGUUUUUUCUUCGCGAGCUACAUAUGUCUUUCCGGGCAGAAGUUUCCAAUACAAACCAGUUUCAUCGGCACUGUAAAUCUGUUCUUUUGUUAGCUGAAGCUCAUUUAUUUUUAGGCGUAAAGUUCUUUUAAAAGAUUCAACAAGCUCUUGAAAUCUUCUCCUGAAAUCAUUAGGAAGCGUAUUCCAAAACGUUUUUUAUACUUUUGCAUCCAAUCACUGCUCGCAUUAAAAGAAGAUUUCUUGUAUUGACUGUGAAGUAACUUGGCCUUCUCUUGGAUCAUUAAACCAGUUACCGGAAAAUUUCUCUCCCUUGUUUUUAAGAACCACUUAUAUAAUAAAGCUUUUUUCAUUCUAGGACACUCUGAAUGUCUCAAAGUUUUCGCUUUUCCAGGUCCUGUGAAAGUAUUGUUGACUCGUUUCAAAAUCUUUAUCCUUCUGUGACGAAUCGCGCAUAUAGUGAAUUUAGCAACACCAUAUUGUCUAGACAAAACGGUCACUCCGACACCUUUCUUUAAUUCUUCUAAUAUUUUGGCUUUAUCGCUUAGGGUUAAAUGCUUUCUAAUUUUUGCCAUAAUUAUUCUGGCGGCGUGACGCGACCUACUGCACCCAAAUACUAAAGAAAAGUAAUUGCCCGAAAAGAAACAAACCGUUUAAUAUGUUUUUCUUGUCUUAACUUGUUUGUUUACCUAAUAAAACUAUUGGGUUUACUAUUUCGAGAAUCAAUUUGUUCACUUGACAGAAUACAUUAAGGAAAAAAUGUCUGUUCACUAUUUAGAAUAGUUCACUAGACAGUGUGUUCAGUAUAACGCGAGUCUCUGUAUUAUGUCCAAUACUGUAAGUACAUAUAUGUUAUAAAAACUAAACUAAUUGGCUUUAAAUUUAAACAAUUGGCCUUAUUAAGUAAAUCAAAAUCGUCUGCUGCCAACUUAAUGGCCGAAAAUGGAUUUUCUCCAUUAUAUUGCUUCCCUUUUUUUCUUCGUUAUUCACAUUUAUUUUAAGUGUACGAUGUUAAAAAAUACUUGCAAAGAAUUGAAUAACCUCCUUUGUUCAUAUUUACGAACUUGGGACAUUUACAUUUUCAAAUUAUAAUACUAAGUAUUUAUAAAAUCUAAGAUUUCGGAGUGGUUCGACGUUCAUACUACAAUCAAAACCUCGGUUGGUAUUAAUUGCGACCACAGAUAAUCUUUAACAAUUAUUGAUUAAGCAUAAAAGUUAAGCCAUUAGAUAGGAAAAAUUCUACUGUUUAAUAGCUUCUAAAUUUUUUUUAGAAAGGGGUAACACAAAGUUUAGGUGAAAAAAAAGUGAAAUUUUUCGGGCUGUGAUUUAAAAGACAAAUAGGUACGGUUGUAUAUACAAAACUUUUAGGCUAAACAAAAUUGGCGCUUUGGUGAUAUUAGUAUAUUAGACAGUGGAAUUUAAAUUGAAAAAAAAAGUUUUAAGAGUCGAAGAAUGGCGGCACGAUCAGAGUACAACGUAGUGACAAAAAAAUAUAUAAGAAGACAAAAACUAGAAACUGCGACUACCUCAAUUUUUAUAAUAUAUUGUGUAUUGUGAUAGAAUUUGUUAUUCUCUAUUCCGGUACUCUGUGAAAUGCAUUUUUUUUCAAACCCCUUUUAGUGUUUGGUUUAUGUCAUGUUUUUUUAAAACAAUCCAAAAAACUGCGAUAUUUGUUGUGGUGGUAUAUUUUUUUUAUUGUUAUUUUUUUGCAUGUUCGACGAGCAAAUUAUUGAUUGAAAAACGCAAGUACAAAACAUUCAAUUUAGAUAUAUAAGGCAAAUAUAUACGAAAGAAAAAUCGCAAUACAAAUUAUAAAGUAGUGCAUGAUUUAUAAAAGUUCAAAAGCAAUUUUGGAAGUCUGUUGUACAUUAUGUAGCUGUAGACAGAACUAGUAAUAAAAGCUUAUUAUUACUAAACCGUUUGAGGGCAGAGUCAUUCUACUAGCUCUAAAUCAAGUAUAUUUUUAAAUAGUGUUUAUUGUGGUGUAUGUGUAUUAAGUUUUGUCCCAUAUAUUUGCAAUAACGAUGCCAUUUCAUAAUAUAUUUUUUAUAUUUCUGUAAAAUGACAUUCAGUUUUCAAUGUUUUAUGUACUGCUUUAUGUAAUCAAUUUAAUAUAAAUUGUAAUCUUAAAAAAUU
This is a messenger RNA of Anthonomus grandis grandis, 8356 nucleotides long. Its product is annotated as zinc finger protein 37-like. Gene Ontology annotation, molecular function: RNA polymerase II cis-regulatory region sequence-specific DNA binding; DNA-binding transcription factor activity. Lineage: Eukaryota; Metazoa; Arthropoda; Insecta; Coleoptera; Curculionidae. The record is from RefSeq and is a predicted model, not a curated record. Bases 1481 to 2626 code for a protein of 381 amino acids. Gene Ontology annotation, biological process: regulation of transcription by RNA polymerase II. The transcript is spliced from 9 exons.